GAGCGGAGACCAAAUCCAGCACCCCAAGUCUUGUCCACUUCGCCCCUGCAUCUCCAUGAUUACUUUCACUGGCCAGGAAACAACGGAGGUCCACCAGGCAGCAGUCUGGGCUCUUCACAGCUCCUGGCUGCAGUCACAGACUCCAUGAGGAAGCAAGAGGUGAGGACAGAUGGAGAGACAUGUCGGGCCUACAAUGCUGUCUCUCCAGCUGAGCAGGUGAAGGCCCUUGUGGAUCUGCUGGCUAAGAAUGGUGGUCAGCUAUUACAGGCCCCUAGCAAAAUGCCAGACUCCCCGCUAGGAUCCCAAAGCAAUGACUCAAGGGUACGGAGGCACUGUGAGGCCCUGCUGAGCAGGGUGGGGAAUGACCCAGAGCUGGGCAGCCUCUCACACCGUCUGGCCAGCCUCCUGCUGGUUGAGGGCCUGACAGACCUGCAGCUGAAGGAGCACGACUUCACACAGGUGGAGGCCACGCGUGGGGUCUGGCACUCCACCAGGGCCAUCACCCUGGAUAGGCUCUUCCUGCCUCUGUCCCGGGUGUCCAUCCCACCUCGCAUCUCUGUCACUGUCGGCGUGGCCGGCAUUGGCAAGACUACCCUAGUGAGGCAUUUUGUUCGUUGCUGGGCUAGGGGACAGGUGGGCAAGAACUUCUCACUGGUUCUACCCUUGACCUUUCGGGACCUGAACACCUAUGAGAAGCUGUCUGCCGACAAACUCAUCCACUCCGUCUUCCCAAACGCUGGGGAAGGUAACCUGGAGGUAACGGCCCCAGACAGAGUCCUCCUGGUCCUGGAUGGCUUGGAUGAGUGCAAGACGCCGCUGGAAUUCUCCAACACCAUAGCCUGCACAGACCCAAAGAAGGAGAUCCAGGUGGACCACCUGAUCACUAACAUCAUCCGAGGCAACCUCUUUCCAGAAAUUUCUGUCUGGAUCACCUCCCGUCCCAGUGCUGCUGGUCAGGUCCCCGGGGGCCUAGUGGACCGGAUGACUGAGAUCCGGGGCCUUACUGAGGAAGAGAUCAAAGCGUGUCUGGAGCAGAUAAUUCCUGAGGACCAGAACCUCUUAGGCCGGGUGCUAACUCAGAUAAAGGCCAACAAGGCUCUGUAUCUGAUGUGCACCGUGCCAGCCUUUUGUAGGCUCGUGGGGCUGGCACUGGGUCACCUGUACCACAGCAACCUAGCUGUCCAAGACACAGAGUUGCUCCUGCCCCAGACCCUGUGUGAGCUCUACUCUUGGUACUUUAGGAUGGCCUUUGGUGGGGAGGGGCAGGACAAGGGAAAGGUAAGUCCUAGGAUUGAGCAGAUGGCCCAGGGAGCCCGCAAAAUGGUGGGGACACUGGGCCGCCUGGCCUUUCAUGGGCUGGUCAAGAAGAAAUACGUGUUUUAUGAGCAAGACAUGAAGGCAUUUGGCGUGGACCUCACUUUGCUGCAGAGCGCUCUGUGCGGCUGUCUCCUGCAACGGGAAGAGACUCUGGCCUCCUCGGCAGCCUAUUGCUUUACCCACCUGUCUCUGCAAGAAUUUGUGGCGGCCACAUAUUACUACAGCGCAUCCAAGAGAGCCAUCUUUGACCUCUUCACCGAGAGUGGUAUGUCUUGGCCCAGGCUGGGUUUCCUCACGCACUUCAGGUGUGCGGCCCAGAGGGCUACACAAGCUCAGGAUGGGAGACUGGAUGUGUUUCUGCGCUUCCUCUCUGGCCUCCUGUCUCCAAGGGUUAAUACGCUGCUGGCUGGCUCUCUGCUGGCCCAAGGUGAGCACCAGAACUACCGGGCCCAGGCAGCUGAGGUCCUACAAGGUUUGCUACGCCCUGACACGGCGGUUUGUGCACGGGGCAUCAAUGUCUUGUACUGCCUGCAUGAGAUGCAGCACACAGAGCUGGCCCGCAGUGUGGAGGAGGCCAUGCGGAGCGGGACCUUGGCUGGCCUGACCAGCCCCUCGCAUCGCACCGCUCUGGCCUACCUCCUGCAGCUGUCUGAUAUCUGCUCCCAGGAAGCCAAUUUAUCCCUGUGCCUCAGCCAGAGUGUCCUUCAGAGCCUGCUGCCCCAGCUGCUCUAUUGCCAGAGCCUCAGGCUGGACAACAACCAGUUCCAGGACCCUGUGAUGGAGCUGUUGGGCAGUGUGCUGAGUGGGAAGGACUGUCGCAUUCAAAACCUCAGCCUGGCUGAGAACCAGAUUGGUAACAAAGGGGCCAAAGCUCUGGCCAGAUCCCUCCUGGUCAACAGAAGUCUCACCACACUAGACCUCCGGAGCAACACCAUUGGACCCCAGGGAGCUAAGGCCCUGGGAGAUGCUCUGAAGAUAAACCGAACUCUAACCUCUUUAAGCCUCCAGAGCAACGUGAUCAAGGAUGAUGGUGUCAUGUGCAUGGCAGAGGCCCUCGUCUCCAAUCAGACCAUCGUCAUACUACAGCUACAGAAGAACCUAAUUGGGCCCAAGGGAGCCCAGCAGCUGGCAGAUGCCCUGAAGCAGAACAAGAGUCUAAAGGAACUCAUGUUUUCCAGCAAUACCAUUGGAGAUGGAGGUGCCAUGGCCCUGGCUGAGGCCCUGAAGGUGAACCAGGGCCUGGAGAACCUGGAUCUGCAGAGCAAUGCCAUCAGUAACACCGGAGUGGCCGUGCUGAUGCGAGCCCUCCAUGUUAACCAGACACUCUCUAGUCUCAACCUACGAGAAAACUCCAUCAGUCCAGAAGGAGCCAGGGCCCUCGCUCAAGCCCUCCGUAAGAACAGCACUCUGAGGCACUUGGAUCUGACAGCCAACCUCCUCCAUGACCAAGGUGCCCAGGCCAUUGCAGUAGCAGUAGGAGAAAACCACUCCCUCACUCACCUGCACCUGCAGUGGAACUUCAUCCAGGCUGGUGCAGCCAGGGCCCUGGGACAAGCCCUGCAGCUGAACAGGACCCUGACAACCUUAGACCUACAGGAGAAUGCCAUAGGGGAUGACGGAGCUUCUGCACUGGCCGGGGCCCUGAAGGUGAACACAACCCUCACUGCUCUCUACCUGCAGGUGGCCUCCAUUGGCACCCAAGGGGCCCAGGCACUUGGGGAAGCCCUGGCUGUGAACAGAACCUUGGAGAUUCUCGACUUACGAGGAAAUGACAUCGGGGUAGCUGGUGCCAAGGCGUUGGCAAAUGCUUUGAAGUUAAACUCCAGCCUCCGGAGACUCAAUCUCCAGGAGAACUCACUGGGGAUGGAUGGGGCCAUAUACAUUGCUGCUGCGUUGUCUGAGAACCGUGGUCUGCGUCAUAUUAAUCUCCAGGGAAAUCCCAUUGGGGAAUCUGGUGCCAGGAUGAUCUCAGAGGCUACCAAGACAUGCAUGGUGGAAAUGUAAGGAAAGCAGGUUCCUGGGGGACCACGCAGAGACUCAGCUGGAAGCUUCAGAUCAGAGUGACCUCGAUUUCUGCACAGUUUCCUGGAAUCUGAAUGCCGCCGCUGAGCCAGUUCUAAAGCUGGUCUCCUGGACAGGGGAAGGAAGGGCGCUUCAGCAGAGGCCACGCGUAUCUUUCCUUCCCAGGGUCAGGCAGAGGGAAGAUGGACACUGACAGCAGAGGGAAGGGAAGGAGCUGCUGCUAAGGGGCGCUCAGGGAUAAAAUCUCAAAGCUCCACAAAGCAGGACGCUGGUGCAGACGUAUUCAUAUCCUGGGUCUUCAGAGCCCCAGCUUAACCAACAACAAGAAACGUGUUUCUGCCCUCGUGUGCUCCCGUGGCUGACAUCCCUGUCUUGAAGGUUGCAGCCUUCCAGCCCAUUAAGCACAUUAGCUUGGUGAAGGUGAGAAUAUGUCCGUUAUUUUUCUUAAGAAAAGAAAAAAGUUUUGGGGUAUGACCCUUAUAUACAUAUGGAGAAAAUAUGAGAAAUUUGUGGAGAUAAAUCAAAGGUUAAUUCUAAGGUUCUGGAGUCAGAGAUGAGUCUCCAAAGGCUCUGAAUUCUCCUCUAAGAUCUCUCAGACAUCUAGAAUGGUCUGCCAUAUUUGGAGUCCAGCACACUGGUAUUCCAUUGCAAAUUCGGUGUUGAUACCUUGAUGUCAUUAUCCUGUAUUUAGGCAUCCAAAACCUAUACAGUGGCUAUUGCUUCCCCGUGGAGACAAAUAAGUGUGCAUGUGGCAAAUUUCCUCCAUUGUCUGAGUGAAACAGACAAUGAACUUCACAGGUCUCAACCAAGCCACUAAGGUAAAUGCUUAUAAAGACCAUAAGGUGAGUCCAGGCAGUGGUGGCGCACACCUAGACUCCCAGCACCGGGAGGCAGAGGCAGGUGGAGCUCUGUGAGUUCAAGACCAGUCUGGUCUACAGAGCAGGUUCCAGGACAGCCAGAGCUACAUAAUAAGACCCUGUCUUGGAAAAAGACAAAAAAACAAAAAACAAAAACAA
Molecule: messenger RNA, 4355 nt
Organism: Alexandromys fortis (reed vole)
Lineage: Eukaryota; Metazoa; Chordata; Mammalia; Rodentia; Cricetidae
Gene: Nlrc3
Product: NLR family CARD domain containing 3
Exons: 17
Coding region: 145-3321 (1058 amino acids)
Biological process (GO): intracellular signal transduction; negative regulation of canonical NF-kappaB signal transduction
Cellular component (GO): cytosol
Molecular function (GO): protein binding
Source: RefSeq, a predicted model, not a curated record